ACACCGGACUGUGAAUUUUCCGAUAAAAUUGUGUGAAAUUUUGAACAGAAUUGAUUUGAAUAUGGCAAUCGCGAAGAAAUUGGAAGAUGAGAUCUCACGCUCUUCUCCUUCGUCAUCAUCAUCGCUGAACGAGGCUCUGUUAAUCUCUACUAUGUGUAUCAUCGGCUUACAAGUCCAUGUGCACAUCAACGAUGGCUCAGUUUUUUCUGGGAUAUUCUACACCAUCUCUCUUGAGAACGAAUUCAGCAUUGUGUUGAAGAAUGCAAAACUUACUAAGAAGGGAAGAAGUAAAUCGAAUGUAGCAAGUCGGAAGAUUGUGGAGACACUUGUGAUUUCGUCUUCUAAUAUUGUUCAAAUUGUUGCAGAGGGAGUCUCGCUUUCGUCCAAUGUUGCAGGCGAGAUGGAGGGUGGAAAUGUUGUGUCGGCCGUGGGAGUUUCUUCCGAGACUCGUUCUUGUAUUGCAAAUAAGUCCAUAGAUUCUGGCAAGAACAGAAGGGGCACUAAUCGUAGAAGGAAUUCUGCCAAACGUGAAAAUCGUUUGGAAAAUAAAGCAAGAACUUUGACAUCUGGGAUGGUAAACGGAACCGCAGGUGCCAUAAAAGAGCCAGGGGAAAGAGACGAGGUUGGUAUUUUACAGAUUAGACAUCAUCCUAGCUCACUGAACCAUCAACGACAGGCAGGAGCCCGCAAUUUGAAGCAUAUUAAAAAAAAUACUGACGUUCAUCUGAAGGAUAACGUUGAAGCCAGAAGCUCAAGUUGUAGCUUGGACAACAUGUCUGAACGUGUAAAGCUGAUAGAACAAGAGAAAACUAUGCCGGAACCUUCUAGCAAUGGUUUUCAUGAUGCUGCAGAAAGGCCCUCGUCAACUGAAAAUUCUUCAUCACAGAGCACAACUCUGGAUGAAAACUCAGAAGUGAGUCGGGUUGUGGUGGCAUCUACAAAUAGGUUACUACCUACGCAGGCAACAGACCCUGACAAAAAGGCUAAGGAGUUUAAGCUGAAUCCAGGAGCUAAGACUUUUUCUCCAUCUCUUGCAAAACGUCUUACAUCAGCUCAUGCUGGUAGGACGCCUGUUGUUGCAAAUAUGGGUUAUGUGCCAAGUAAUACUCCUAUGUUACCAGUUCCUGAAGCUGUUCAACCGGAAAUUGGAAUCAGCCCUUUCUUGUCUCAUGCAUCUUCACCUUCCAAGUUUGUUCCUUACACUAAUUUGGCUACUGGGAAUGCUGGCGGUGGAUCUCAUUUUCCCCAACAUAUGGUUGGACCAACUAUUAACAGGGUACAGCCACAUAGAUUCACCACUCAGUACCAAUCUGUUCAAGCCACACCGAUGCUUGUACAUCCCAAUCCUCAGGUGAUGGUCGGGAGAUCAGGACAGCUUAUGUAUAUGCAACCAAUUUCUCAGGAUUUGGUUCAAAGAGCACCACAUAACUCACAUUUGCCUCCUCGUCCUCUCUUUGCUCCCCAACAGCUUCAAUAUCCAAAGCAUCAAAGUCUAAUCGCAACUGGUCAACCGAUGCAGCUAUACGCUCCACAACCAUUUGUAGCUAAUGGACAUCAGCCAUACACAGUCAUGCCUACUGAUAUUCCGGUUAUGCAGCCACCUUUUCCCAUUAACCGGGCCAUACCAAUUCCGGUUCCUAAUGGUUUCUAUGGCACAAAGUUUCAAUAGGAAGUCUUGUUUUUCAUCUUCAUUACCUUAUCACUUACCUCCCAGCUCAAUAAGGCUUAUAUAUUAUAAAGUUUUUGAUCCAUA
Molecule: messenger RNA, 1753 nt
Organism: Arabidopsis arenosa
Lineage: Eukaryota; Viridiplantae; Streptophyta; Magnoliopsida; Brassicales; Brassicaceae
Source: the annotation of a GenBank genome assembly